AUGGGAAAACUUUGUUCUUUUCAGCAGCUUUUAGCUUUUCAAAAAAAAUCUUUUUGUCACAAUCACGCAUUUGCCGCUAUAACGGUGGCUUCUACACUGGAAAAUACAAUCCAGUUAUUGUCGAAAACCUACGAAAAUAUACCUUUACAUAUACCCGAACGGCAAUCGUUAUGCAUCAACAAACCGUAUGCUGAUCUUUUGCUGGUUGUGAUUGGUUUUUAUACCAAAAAAACGGCAUUUGAAAUGUAUACCGCUCUUUUGACUAACCCUAUAUGA
Clunio marinus is the source of this 276-nucleotide messenger RNA. NCBI's taxonomy places the organism in Eukaryota, Metazoa, Arthropoda, Insecta, Diptera, Chironomidae. The record is from the annotation of a GenBank genome assembly.